Prunus armeniaca (apricot) is the source of this 771-nucleotide messenger RNA. Lineage: Eukaryota; Viridiplantae; Streptophyta; Magnoliopsida; Rosales; Rosaceae. The record is from the annotation of a GenBank genome assembly.
AUGGAACUCUUAUGCCUUGCUCUUGUCUAUGCUGCACAACACUUGCGACACUACUUCCUUACUCACAAGCUACAGCUCAUAGUAAGAUCCGACCUCAUAAGAUAUCUACUCACGAGGCUGGUGUUAUCUGGUCGUCUCGCACGUUGGUUGUUACAGCAAUCUGAAUUCGAUAUCACAUGCGCAACUCCUAAGGCCAUCAAGGGACAAGCCGUAAUUGACAUGCUAGCUUUAUUUCCCGAAGUAGAGGAAUCAACUCUUGCCGAGGAAGUCCUGGGAGAGCUGCCGGAAAUGGUUGCUACUGUUACAGAGGAGGAGCCAUGGACCCUCUACUUUGAUGGGUCUUCCACAUCAAAAGGUGGAGGGGUAGGUGUGGUGCUCAUUAAUCUCGAUGGGCAAGCUACGGCUCUCUCAUUCAAGCUAGACUUUCCAUGCACGAACAAUGUGGCAGAGUACGAAGCUUUUAUUAUGGGAUUGUCCACAGCAAGAGAAAUGGGUGCAGAAAGGGUGAAGAUCAUCGGCGAUUCGAACCUAGUACUAAGCCAAUUGCAAGGAAGCUUUGCUAUAAAGGAAGCAACCUUGGCACCAUAUCGGACAACUGCUGAAAGGCUCAUUAAUUCUUUCAAGCAAGUUCCAGGAGUCACCAAUAGAUACUUUGGCCACAUUGGGAUCAAAGCUCUCAUUUGUACAAGAGUAGCCCAACAUCACCAUGAUAAGGAGAAGCACACCAGUGAUCGAAGCAAUGGCCCAGGAGGACCUGCUGGAAGAAGAUGA